AUGUCAAUAUAUUCAAAAUUUACAAUCAAUGAUGUUUUAUUAAAUAAAGAAUCAUUACAAAAGAAAAAUAAAUAUACAUGUCCAAUUUGUUUUGAAUUAAUUUAUAAAAAAUCAAUUUAUCAAUGUAGUUCUGGUCAUUAUGCAUGCCAAGAAUGUUGGGAGAAAUCAUUAGAAAUUAAACAAGAAUGUAUGAUUUGUAGAUGUAAAGUAAAAUCAUUUAAAAAUUUAUCAAGAUGUUUAGUAAUUGAACAAAAUUUUUCUAAAAAAGAAUGUAAUUGUAUUUAUUCAUUCCACUUGGAUUAUUUUAUUGAUGGUGCCAAUCAAGAAAAUGAAGAUGAAGAAAAUGAAGAUGAAGAAAAUGAAGAUGAUGAAGAUGAAAAUGAAGAUGAAGAAAAUGGAGAAGAUGAUGAAGAUAAAGAUGAGGAUGAAGAAAAUGAAAAUGAAAAUGAAGAAAAUAAAGACGAAGAAAAUGAAAAAAGAAAAUUAAUUAAAGAUGAAGAGAAUGGUUGUAAAGAAAUAAUAAAUGUAGAUCAAUUAGAUAGACAUAUACAAAAUUGUAAAUUUAAAUUUGUAAAAUGUUCACAUAUCGGAUGUGAUAGAGUUUUAAGAUUAAAUUCAUUGAAAGAACAUGAAAAUCAAUGUGGUUUCAAAUUAGUUAAAUGUGAAUAUUGUGCUUGUGAUGGUAUCAUUCAAGUGCAAUUAGAAAAUCAUUAUGAUGAGUGCCCAAAAUUUGUAAUAGGUUGUCCACAAGGUUGUUUAAAUUUUUUUGAAAGAGAUCAAAUAAAAUCACAUAUUGAGAAUGAUUGUAAUAAUUCUACAAUACAAUGUAAAUAUUAUGAAUAUGGUUGCAAAGUUGAAAUGAAGAGAUCAGAGUUACAGCGUCAUUUAGAGAAUGUAAAUCAUCAAUUAUUUAUGGGCAAAUUAAUUGAUAAACUAUCAUCAACAUUAGAUCAAUCAAUGAAAAUUCAAGAAUUACUUCUCAAAGAAAUUGAAAAAUCAAAGAUUACUUGUAGUGAACUUCAAAGAAAGAAUGAUGAACUUUCAUCAUUAAUUACUGAAAUCGAUGAUAAUUAUUUUAAUAAAAAUGAUUUUAUUAAUUCAUGGAAAUUAACUUCUCAAGGAUAUACGAAUAAAUGGAUCAUUUCAAACUAUUCAAAUCUUGUUGAGAAUACCCCGCACCCUGAAUACAUAUAUUCUCCAUCAUUCGAUAUUGUGUCUCGUGAAUUUGUAAUAUCUAUCUAUCCAAAUGGCAGUCUAACUGGAAAAGAUCACCUCUCUUUAUUUUUACAUAAUAAUAACGAAGACCCUAACAAAUUAGAAUUCACUCUUGAAUUGGUUAAUCUUUUGGAUAAAUCAAAAUCCAUUACAAGAAAAGGUCUAGAAGUUUUUGAAGAAAUUGAGAGAAAAGGUUGGUCUAAAUUUUUAGCUUCAAAAUUAAUUAAUAAAAAGAAUGGUUGGUUAAGUGAUGAUGAUAAAUUAACAAUAAACAUUUAUGUUAAAAUAUUAUAUGAUGAUAUUGAACCACUUGAAUCAUGA
Dictyostelium discoideum AX4 is the source of this 1536-nucleotide messenger RNA. Its product is annotated as RING zinc finger-containing protein. Lineage: Eukaryota; Evosea; Eumycetozoa; Dictyosteliales; Dictyosteliaceae. Gene Ontology annotation, cellular component: cytoplasm. The transcript has 2 exons. Gene Ontology annotation, molecular function: zinc ion binding. The coding region runs from base 1 to 1536 and encodes 511 amino acids. The record is from RefSeq and is a predicted model, not a curated record.